Elaeis guineensis (African oil palm) is the source of this 2488-nucleotide messenger RNA. RefSeq names its product WPP domain-interacting protein 2. The record is from RefSeq and is a predicted model, not a curated record. NCBI's taxonomy places the organism in Eukaryota, Viridiplantae, Streptophyta, Magnoliopsida, Arecales, Arecaceae.
UGUAUAAUUUUUCUCCUCCCCUCCCCUCCUUCUACCGCGCUAAUUUCUAGGGUUUGCAGUCCGCCCCUUCUGAUACUUCCCGUCCCUGAUUCCAAGAACCUUAAUUCUGAAACGAAAUCACGGAAAGGUACGCUUUUUCUCGCAAUUCGUGCUAUAAUAUUUACAUUUGAGCUUUUUUCGCCGGGAAAUUUCGUUGGGAUAUCAGUGGAACCGUCCGCGUUCUUGAUUCCUUGUGGGUCGAGGAAUUUGAGUUUCUUUGGUUAUUGCUGAAUUCUGUUGUUGUAGUUUCUUUGGAGAUCUGGGGAAUUCUGUGGUAGAUCAUUGUAAGUUGGGCUAGGUUUAGGUUGUUUUGGUAGGUUGAGGUAUGGAUUUAGAGGAGUGCUCGAAAUCUGGGUUUGAGGAGGUGGUAGAGGAGAAGGAGAGUGGAACCCUAGAAAAGAUGGCACCUUUAGGUGGAAUUAAGGUGGAGAUCAAUGGCGACAUAGGUCCUGAAGAACAUAUUAAGAACCAUUCCCCGGUCGACACAGGGGGUGCUGGUGAUGUUAGGGAGGGGAAAGGAAGUGUAUCUCCUGCUGAAGCAAUGGUAUCGGCUCCCAUGGAUACAAAAGUGAAUGGAGCUGGAGUUCGAAUGGAGAAUACGGCUGGUUUGCCCCUGAGGUCAAUUGUAUCUCCUCCAAUUGCAGCUCCUGAGGUGGUGGCAUCAAAGCCAACACCUACAAAGGGGUAUGGAUUAAAGAAAUGGAGGAGGAUAAGGAGAGACUUGAAUAAGGAUGGAGCAACUGGUGCUGAUUCUGCUCAGGUUCUCAAACGCAGGCUUUCACUUACGGAGACUCAAAAGGCUCGUGACGAGAGCAAGCAGAAGAGUGAUGAGGGUUCAAUGGCUUCUGUGGAGUCGAGGAAUGCUAGAGGGGCUCCCCUUGCAGUUGCUGGUGGCACCUUGGAUCCAGAGCUUGGACUGUUGGUGGCUGCUGCUGGCUUCUCUAUUGGCAUGGAUUCUGAGAACAGUGAGGACCGAAGUAGCAAGUCUUCAACAGCUGCAAGUGCUCCAAGGCUGAGGCAUGAAGCAGUAGGAUUCGGGAGGGAGAGAGGCAGGGUGAAAAAUUCUGGUGGGAGAGGAUCAGGGAAUGUUUUACAACAAAGGGGUCAACAGGGGAGAGGAGGUGGCUUAGAUAUCAGUAAGAAAUUUAGAGGAGAUCAGGUUAGAAUUGAGAAGGAAAAUUCCCAUUCUAGUGUAGAGUCUGACUUGAGAAGCUCUGAUGCAGCUUUUAUGCAGAGGGGCAGCGUGGUUAAUAAUGCAAAGCAGAGUGACAAGUCCAUAAAUGAUGAUGGAUAUCACAGCGAUGAAGCUCAGCCAAGUGAGGAAGUCCGAUCACCUUACCACAAGGAGAAUGGGGGGAUUGAAGAUUUAUCAAAGGUAGAUUUAGAUGCUGAAUUAUUGACAGAAGAGAAGGUUGAAAAAAGCAAGAGUCACUGGCGACAUCCAAAUCUUGAUCCUUUUGUGGAGUCACUUAUUUUGCUCGAAGCAGCUCAGCAAGCUCUAGAAAGUGGAGAAAAUAACAGCCAAAGCUAUCAACCUUUAAGUUCUGAAUGUUGUUUCGAGCUUGGAACCAUGCAUUUGGGUUUCCUAGGCAAACCACAUCUUUUGUACAUCUGUGAUGCACAAACAGAAAUUGAGAACAUUGGGGAAAUUGGGAAGGAGCCAGGUGUUGAUGACUUUGAUGAUAACAAUGAAGAAGCAGAAGGGAGUAGCUCCCCAUCUCCUGCAGCUGAUUCAGGCCAAUUGAAUCGAAAGAUGGAACAUCUUCAAUAUAAACUGGAAGAAGCAUUGGCAAUUGUCAAGGCUAGAGAAUCGAAGGUGCUCGAACUUGAAGCAAUCCUCAACACAACUGAGUUGGCAGGCAAGGAAAUAGGGAACACUGAUCUGCCAUUACUUCAAGAGAAGUGCAAGGAGAUGGAGGUUGAUCUUGACAGACUGCUUGAGAAGAAGAUGCAGGCAGAAAUCGAGUAUCUGAUCAUGACAAGAACUACCCAGAGUUGGAAACUCCAGGCAGAAGAUCACAUUGCUCUCCUUGAGGACCAGAAGUCUCUCGCUGGGGAUCAAACACAGAUUAUGCUUAAUUGGAGAGAUACUGAGAAUAAGGUUAUCAUGUUGAAAGGGAAAAUGGAGGAAUUAGAGGCUUACUGCAAGGAGCUGGUAGGGACUGGAGAGGUCUUGCGGCUGCAAAAUAAAGUCUUCAAGUCUUCCCUCUGUUGUUUUAUUCAGCUGGUAAUGUUGUCCAUCGCCUUUGGGCUGUUUCUCAUGCAGCUGUUUGCCCCAUCUCAUGGGGUUGUACCCACCUAAUUUUCGGAAGACAAGUUUCUCACGUACUUACAAUCGAUUUCAGUUGUAGUUUUUGUGUAAGAUGUUAUCCAGCAAAUAUGAAUGUAUAUGCUGCCUUCUUGAUAUUCUUUAGCACUCUCGAGUCAAUAAAUUUGCUAAUUGCAUCAA